CUGGGAUUGAUUCUUACGUUUCCCGGCCAGCCCCUCACGGCUCGAGCUAAACUUCCCAGCAAGCGGAGCGCUCGCCUGUGACUCGAGCGAAGAUGGCGGGCCGUGAGAGUCCGCCGCCGUCUGCCCCGUCAAUGGCUCCAAUUUCUUUCGGGUUCACUCGCACGUCUGUCCGGAGGCGACUGGCAGACCUCGGAGAUAGCGAAAGACAGGCCCCAGAGGAGAAAGAUUUCUUGGCGACCGUGGAAGGGAGGAAGCUGCAGAGUGUGAACCCUCCAGAAGCCCCCAAGGAGCUGGUUAUCCCGUUGAUCCAGAAUGGCUCUCGCAGGCAACCUCUGUCCAAGAACCCUAAGCCAUCCUCAGAAACUAGCACCGUGUUGAUGUCAGACGGUGUGUUGUCCCAGGCUGUGAAGGAACUCAUUGAGGAAUCCAAGAAGUCUCUGGAGGAGAGGGAGAAUGCAGGUGUUGACCCCACGCUCACUAUCCCCAUGAUCCAGAAAGGAUGUACUCCCAUUGAGGAAGGAUCAGACAGCGAACCUCAGGCUGAGACAGUGCCGGAGGAAGCCGACUAUGAGGCAGUCCCUGUGGAGGCCUAUGGGCUGGCCAUGUUGCGGGGCAUGGGAUGGAAACCUGGCAAGGGCAUCGGCAAUACCUUCAGUCAGGUAGUGAAGCCCCGAGUCAACUCUAUAAGGCCGAAGGGCUUAGGGCUAGGUGCCAACCGGAUGGAGGCUCAGGACUUGGCCUCCGUAGGCUCUCACCACCCACCAAGACCAGAUGGGGAUCGAGAGAAUGAUAAGGAAGGCCAACCUCAAGGGCUGAUGCAUGGAAGAGCUGUGGUUGUCCUUUCUGGCCCCUACCGGGGCCUCUAUGGCAAGGUAGAAGGCCUAGAUCCUGACAACGUACGGGCCAUGGUUCGCUUGGCAGUGGGCAACCGCAUUGUGACUGUUAGUGAGUAUUGCCUGCGGCCUGUUUCCCAGCAGGAGUUUGAUAGCCACACCUCGAAGCCAGGCCAUGUGAGCCAAACUUCCACAGAACAACAAAACAGAGCAACUGGAACAGCCUCGUCAUUGAAGGCUGCACAGAAUCAGGAAGACUCAAAGAGGAGGCAAAAGGGUUCGGAGAAGAAGCGGAAACACUCUCCCGACCGACAGGAUGGACCUGUGCCCAAGACUGAGAAAGCAGCCCCUAGAAACAAGCACUGGUUGCACAGGGACCUACGUGUGCGGUUCAUUGACAAACUACACAAGAGUGGCCGCUAUUAUAACACCAAGAUGACAAUUGAAGAUGUCCUGAGCCCAGACACAUGUGUGUGUCGGACGGAUGAAGGCCGAGUUCUGGAAGAUGUGAGAGAAGAUAUGCUGGAGACCCUGAUUCCCAAGGGAGAAGGCCACCGUGUGAUGGUGGUGCUCGGACCACAUGCUGGAAAGGUGGGACUUCUUAGGAGUCGGGACAGAGCGCAGAGUCAUGCUUUGGUCCAACUUAGGAGAGAGAACCAGGUGGUGGAGCUCCACUAUAACGCCAUCUGCCAGUACAUGGGCCCCGGUGACUCAGAUGAAGACUGACACAUGGACCACUGCCCGUCGCUCAGAUGCCAGGGAGAAGACAGAUGUUCUGUCCUCCUUUGAGAUGCAAGGAUGGGGAUGUGACUAGAUAGAGCAGAACUGUUUACCAAACUUUAGAGUGUGAUAAAAACCAUUUUAAAUAGUGGAAAGAUGAAAUCAAAACCAGUAUGUAAACUGUAAAUUUGGGUGGAAGCUGAGAUAAUCAAAGUGGAAACACUUCAUUUCUUAGCCUCAUUUCCCUGCUGAGGGUUCAGGACAAGUUAAAUUCCCCAUUCAGUACAUAGUUUACCCUUGGAACAUGAAAUCUAUGAAGUCUGUCCCCAGACAAACACAAUAGAAUCUGCAAUGUUGCAUCUCAGAACAACUUCCUGAGUUUGGAUCUUGAAUGGUCUUCAAAGGCUCUUUUUUUUUUAAGAUUUAUUGUAUUUUGUUGUUGUUUUAUGUGUGUAAGAGAGAACGAGUAUGUGAUUGUGAAUACAAAUGCUUCCAGAGAGAGAGAAAAUAUGUGAAUGCUCAGAGACCAUUAAUGUUGAGUUCCCCAGGAGUUGAAGUUACAGACAAUUGUAAGCUGCCCUGCAUGGGAGCCCUGCAUGGGAGCAGACUUGGAUCCUUUGGAAGUACAGUAAGCACUCUUAAGCACUGAGCCACCUCUCCAGCUCCUGUGCCCAUAUGGUAAAGGACUCUUGCUCGGGAUUAUGCUAGUAGCACAUACGUUUGACCUCUAGGAAUGUCUCUGGGCUGAUAAUGCACUGAAGAGAAAGGGGAACUUCUGCCCAUGAACAGCACGGGUUGGCUCCAGUUUCCAAAGGACUAGUCACUUCUAGUCCCCGAACAUGGCUUAGGUUAAAAGGUAUUUCUGACUCGUGCACUUUCUUUGCUUGCCAUGGGUGAUUAGAUUCUUUUUAAAAAAAGGUUAUUGUUGAGAAUCCUGAACCUUUUUCCUGCUUGAUGGUUGGAGAAGAAAAGUCAGAGCCUUAGACACAAUUGUUUCUAGAUAAUCCCUAAUAUAUAUAGUAUUUAAGUUAGGCCUGUGCCACAGGUUAAAAUACCCAACUUGUCAGCCCGCCACACACACUGAAAAGAAUCAAAACAUCCCAGAACACAAUGAGACUGGUAAAUGUGGCUAGAACUGGGCUGAACUCUCUGGCCAAAAUAAACAGACAAAAGGACAUGAGUCACACAGAGUGUGGUGGCCCAUAUCUGUAAUCUAGCACUUGAGAGGCUGAGGCAGGAAAAUUUCCACGAGUUCCAAGACAGUCUGAGGAGCUUCACUGAAAAACCUAGCAGGAAAUGUGCUAGGUGAAGUAGCACACCCUUUGAGCUUCGCAGGCAGGAGAGAGAAGUAGGCAGAUCUCCAUGAGUGCGAAGCCAGCCUGGUCUACAAAACAGGCCCCAGGCCAGCCAGAACUCCUAAUAAGAACCUAUCUCAAAUAGGAAAGGAUACUGUGGUUUUCUCCCUUCCUAUUGUCCCUUUUAUGUCUUCUCUUAUCUAAUUGCUAUAUCUAAGACUUUGAUACUGUAGGGGACAAUGGACAUCUCAUUCCUGAUUUCCGAGGAAAUGCUCAGUGUGUCUAUUUAAUAUAAUGUUGGCUAUAGAUUUAUUGUAUAUAGCCAUUAUUAUUUUGACAUAUUUCCAUGUAUUUCUACAGUCUCACAGCUUUUAUCACUGUCAAAUGGAUUUUCAGCACUUACUUUAAUAAUUCAUGUUUUUCUGUCCUUGAGUUUGUUUAUAUGCUGUAUUCCAUUUGCUGUAUAUGUAUGUUGAAACACCUUUGCCUUUUGGGAAUGAAGCCUACUUGGUCAUAAUGUGUAAUCUUCUCAAUGUGUUCCUAGAUUCAGUUUCUAAGCAUUUUGUUAGGAUAUUUUAACAUAACAUUUUUAUUGACUCUCUGAGAAUUUCACAUCAUACAUCCUCGUCACACUUCCCAGUCCUUCCAUGUCUGUCCCCCACACUACUUUGUGACCUCCCUACCAAAACAAGUUAAAAUAAAAAUAAAUAAAAAUUAGAAAAUAAAA
Messenger RNA from Mus musculus (house mouse), 3575 nucleotides. It is a transcript of the gene Gpkow, whose product is annotated as G patch domain and KOW motifs. NCBI's taxonomy places the organism in Eukaryota, Metazoa, Chordata, Mammalia, Rodentia, Muridae. The transcript has 11 exons. Gene Ontology annotation, molecular function: RNA binding; nucleic acid binding. Gene Ontology annotation, cellular component: spliceosomal complex; nucleus; nucleoplasm. The coding region runs from base 93 to 1559 and encodes 488 amino acids. Gene Ontology annotation, biological process: mRNA splicing, via spliceosome. The record is from RefSeq and is marked validated.